GAUAAAACGAAACAUAAAUUAUGGUCACUCCCUGCUCAGCUAUUAUUGACAUUCCUGCUUCUCUGCUGAAGGCUGGUGAUUUGUGAAGCACCUGUUCACAGCAGAGGAUCUACAAAGUCAGCACUCAGGUCUGACAGACUGAUUCUGAAGUUAUUGACUGAAGAGAAGCGGCUAAACUUGAUGUGUUUGAAACAUUGAAUCAAAAAUAAUCUGCAGUUAAUUAUUUUUCACCCACCUUUCAAGUAUACCUAGAUUACACCAUGUCAAACCAGAGCAUCCAAAACGAUCAUGAGAAGGCCUACAUGUCUCUGACCAAAGGUUUGAAAGAGCUGGACUUCCGUGGCCCCUACGUUCCCAGCGACCUGUUGCUGAUCGGAGACCAUGCCUUUCCUUUAGCCAUGAACAGUAAAGGUCAGGUCCUGAUGGCUGCCUCUCUGUAUGGUUGUGGAAGGAUUGUUGCUCUGGGUCAUGAGGCCUACCUGACAGCCUUUCCUGCUCUGGUGGAGAACGCCCUGAUCUGGCUGAGGGGCGACGGGUCAAGCAAUCCCACUGUAGCUGUGCAUAAAAAUGUAAAGGCGCUUAGCGAUAACCUAAGCAAGUCAACCUUCCAAGUAGAAGUGGUCGGCAGCUUUAGCAGGAAUCUGCAGUCUGGUGUUUACGUGACUGACGUAUACAACGUUGGUGCUGACCCAAAAGACUUGGUGGACUUUCUGAAAGAGGGAGGAGGGGUGCUGAUAGCGGGUCAGGCAUGGAGCUGGGCUGCAGAUCACCCUAAGGAGAAUACAUUACAUCACUUUGAUGGAAACAAGGUGUCAGGAGUUGCAGGGAUUUACUUUUCCAAGAAUCCGGGUGAAGUUGAACACCUCCCAGUCUACCCACAGAUCCCAGCCUCCUGGAUGGCUGUAACACUAGGGAAGGAUUUUGAGGACGACUUGCAGUUCUUACUCCACGGUGUUUCAGAGCUUGCUAUUCCAAAGGGUUCAGUAUCUUCAGAGGUUCUGGUUCAUGGCCCUCUAGCGUUCCCAAUUGCUACCACAGGGGGUGGACAGGCCUUCCUGGCUGGAGCCUACUACGGUCAAGGUCGGGUCAUUGUUACUGGACAUGAAGGUGUUCUGAGCGCUGAGGAAAAUGCUUCAUUUUGGAAGAACGCCUUUCACUGGCUGGAUGAAGGCCGUAGGGGCGUUAUUGGCGUAGCAGUCAAACAUGGCAUUAAGAUAGCUAAAGACUCAGGUCUGAAAACGGAGAACACAGGAUUCAGGAAAGACCUGAGUGUGUUUGUGUCCCCAUCAAACCCCAACGAGGACUGGAAAGAGAUCCAGAACUUUGUAGCAGAAGGAGGAGGUCUUGUGAUUGGUGGACAUGUCUGGUGGUGGGCACAGACACACGGUGAACUAAACACUUUCACAGAUUUUGGAGGAAACAAAAUAAUAAACCAAAUGGGGCUGAGCCUGUUGAAGUCGACUAUUAAUGCAGGUUCACACAAGGUUCCCGAUCCCAGCCAGGCCCUGAAAGAUACAUACCAUUUCCGUCACCUUCUCCACCGCUUUGCGAAGCAUGUAACGUUGAAUGAAAAACUCAGCAAGCAAGAGGAGGAGUUCAUGAAAAAGCUGGGCAAUGACUGCUCCGUCUACUUGAACAUGAAGGCUUAUGACUGCUGCCACUACUCUCAGGUGGUGGCAACACUCACGGACAUCUUAAAAAAGUCUGGCAUGCCGCAGGUGAGUGAGAAAUGCCCCGUCAAAAGUCCCAAAGAUCACGUACUUCUUAAAGUUGGGACGGAGGUUUAUAAACACUGCCCAGAUCCAGACGCCCUCCUGCCUUACCUCAUCAAGGAUAAUCCCCUGUUACCAGUUGUCUACAACCACAGGGUCAAGCUGGACGUCAACACAGCAGAAAGGGAGGAGUGGAUCAGCACGGGUCUCUACCUCGCUCCUGGUAUGAAGACAUUUGUGGCCAUACCAGCAGAGAUCAUCAACAAAAAGUGGCAGAUUCAGAUCGGCUGUCAAACGGAUGGUCUGAAUGCUGCAGAGUUGAAGAGAGCUCCACACGUUCAUGUACGCUUUCCUGUCAUCUCUGAAAUGACACAAGUAUGGAACCUGUGGGGAGGACUCAUUUACCUUGUGGCUCCACCCAAAACAGAGGCACAAGGGUUGGAGGUUGUUGUGCAGAUGGCUGUUCCUGCACCCUAUUAUAAAUCAGGUGUAACAACAAACACUGACUGGUCGUUGUUGCGCUCGGCUCCUUCCCCUUGGGCGGAGCUGGAGUUUGAUAACAUCAUCCUCACCGUACCUUCAGACGCGGUUAGAGAGCUGGAGAAUCCUGAUGAGUUGGCAGCUUUCUGGAAUGACAUCAUGAAGGCCAUCGCUGACCUGGCUGCCAAACCCCACAAAUUCCCUCGUAAAGAGCGCUUUGUUGCCGACAUUCAGAUUUCUCAUGGUUGGAUGCAUGCAGGUUAUCCUGUAAUGGCUCAUAAAGGUUCCGCAGAGGCCUUGAUUAAUGUUAAAAAUGCUAAAACCAAAGGCAUGUGGGGAGCCAUCCACGAACUGGGACACAACCAACAGCGAGGCUGCUGGGAGUUCCCAUCUCACACCACAGAGGCCACAUGUAACCUGUGGUCUGUUUAUGUGCAUGAAAACGUUUUUGGGAUCAACAGGGACAAGGCUCAUCCAGCGAUGUCAUUGGAAAAACGAAAUGAACGAACUAGGGACUAUAUCAAAGAAGGCAGGCAACUCAGCAAGUGGAGCGUGUGGACGGCCCUGGAGACGUACAUACAGCUUCAGGAAAAGUUUGGCUGGGACACGCUUAAGAAAGUGUUUGCUGCCUAUCAUAAGAUGGACAAGUUCCCUAAAGGCAACCCAGAGAAGAUGAACGUCUAUGCUGAGACGUUCUCCAAGGCUGUGGGGAUGAACCUGACUGGAUUCUUCAAAGCCUGGGGGUGGCCUAUUGAACAGGCUACUGAACAGAAACUAUCCAGCCUGCCCGCCUGGACAGAUCAUCCAAUGGUCUAACAUCACUACAUAGCAGCUCAUCCGUUACGAGCACUGACAUUGUUACGAGGACCAGUUCCUAAGAUGGGCUUUUAUCUGUGUUUUGACUUUUAUUUAUGCAAUAUAGGAGAUGCAUGCACUUUCUAGUCUAGCGUUAUAGUUUUCCAGGGAAGAAGGGGAUAGAAUACAAAAUAUUUAAUUAUGUAAAACUUUAUCUUAACUUUUGGAGAUUAGUAGCAUAAAUGAAGUCUUUGGUUAUCUCAGGAGUUAUUGCAGUUUAUAUUAGCUAUAAUCUAUGGAUUGUUUCUAAUAAUCUGUUUGUUGAACCAUGAAUUGUCUGUUUACUUAUUACACUCCUAUCUCUUAUUCAUUGCAGUGAGAACUGGAAUUUGGUGUAAACUCAAAAUCUAAGGUUUUAGUUUUGCAUACAAAAAAUAAAAGGGUGCUAAACAUAUAAAUAAAUCUUUAUU
Cyprinodon variegatus (sheepshead minnow) is the source of this 3457-nucleotide messenger RNA. Its product is annotated as TRPM8 channel-associated factor homolog. NCBI's taxonomy places the organism in Eukaryota, Metazoa, Chordata, Actinopteri, Cyprinodontiformes, Cyprinodontidae. The record is from RefSeq and is a predicted model, not a curated record. Bases 261 to 3008 code for a protein of 915 amino acids. The transcript is spliced from 13 exons.